Messenger RNA from Ostreobium quekettii, 1047 nucleotides. The record is from the annotation of a GenBank genome assembly. Lineage: Eukaryota; Viridiplantae; Chlorophyta; Ulvophyceae; Bryopsidales; Ostreobiaceae.
AUGUCAGCUGUGGUGUGGGCACUUGCACAGCUGGAAGCACAAGGGUGUGAGGAUGCAUUGAGGGACAUCAUCGACGAAGCUGAAGCCCGGAUUGACGAAUUCAGUACGCAGGACCUCUCCAGGCUUGCUUAUGGGCUCAGCCAACUGGGAUUCAAGGAUUGUCGUGACUUCUUAUCAGCACUCUCUGUGGAGCUUGACAGCAACGUCAAGAAUUUCAGGAUAGAAGGCUUUGUUCAAGCGCUGGAGGGUUUGGUUGGCUCACAGUACCACCCAGGUGAAAUAACGAUCCGCCGGCUCUCUCGAGUAUCAGUGGACAAGAUCCACGAAUUUACACCUCGGGACCUGGCAACGCUGCUGGAGUGCAUUGCACAACUGUGUGCUGCAAAUGAGUGCAGCCAACUGAUCGUUGCAACCUCAAGGAGAGUCAAAGAUUUCAGAGAUCAAGUCAAUUCUGUUCAUCUCGUGAGGAUGGCAUGGGCGCUGGCAAUUAUGAACAAACUCGACAAUGACAUGCUGGAUCAGUGUUUGCUGGCAGCAAGUUAUUUGCCUGCAGAGGGAUGCCACAGAUUAAGAGUCGAUGUGGGACGUUGCUUGCUUCACAUGCGUGUAAGGAAAGCAGCAGAGCACACUCCCCGAGUAGUUCCAGGCUCUCCUGCUGCAGAGUGUUACCGUUGUUGGCGAAAAUAUGAAGUGGAAAGGGCUGUUCCCACAGCUGUGUUGGAGGCGUUUGGGGUGCUAGAGGAGGACAAUUUUGAAUGCAACCCUCACCACAUUGUUGCAGGAGGCCUCUUCGUGGCCCACACUGUUUCUGGUCGCAGUGGCCGCCGCUUCGCUUUGGAGGUCGACUCUCAGUCGCUGUGUUUUCAAAACAGACCACAGCAGCUGCUGGGUGAGGUUGUAUGGCGCCGGCAGAUGUUGGAGGCUCUGGGGUGGUCUCCUCUGUGCAUUGAGGAAGAAAAAUGGGACAUCAUGGACACAGACCAGCGGUGGGAGUACUUGAACACACUAAUGCGAGUGGGGGACAAGUUUUCAAAAUCGGGUUGGUGA